AUGGCCGCGAAUCACAAACCAAUUCCAUCAUUAUACACGGUCUAUAUACUGAGAUCCACCGUACGACAUGCAUCGCUCUAUAUCGGCUCCACUCCAAACCCUCCCCGACGCCUAAAGCAGCACAAUGGGGAGGCCAAGGGCGGCGCGGCGCGGACAUCUCGCCCAAGUCUCCGGCCGUGGGAGAUGGUAGGCCUUGUUUCGGGCUUUCCCAGCUUGGUAGGGGCUUUAAAGUUCGAAUGGGCACUCACAAACCCCCAUAUAUCUCUACACAUCCCCUUCGAAUCACGCAUCAGUGUUACGUCUGGUCGGAAACGCAACGGCAUGCCGAAAAGGCCACGGUCAAGCUUGAAUUCGAUACUUCAAAACGUACACCUGCUUCUCCGGGUUGCCAGCUUUUCGCGCUGGCCUUUGAAGCUUCACUUCUUCGCCCCAGAGGUUUAUGAGGCGUGGAAUAAACUUCUCGUUACUGUUUCUUCAUCAUCUACAUCAAGCAACGCCGUGCCGCUGCGAGCAUCCCUUGAUGUACUGACAGAUUUUGGGCCGGAGGCAGAGGCGGCGACAGUGCAGAGUGACAUGCACAAGGAAAGCGAUUUGUCACCAGAAGACAAGCCUGACGCAGAUGGCGAUUUGGCCCGGAGGCCCUGGGGAAUACAUGCUUUACCACUAGAGUACGAAGAUGUCAAGGACUACGUCUCCAAGGGUCGUUCCGUCUUCGGAUUCGAACGUGAGGGCAAAUGCGUCGUUUGCGAUGAUACACUAGACGACGAAUCCCAGAGGGGACUAUUGGCGCUAUGCACCAAUGACGGCUGCGAGGGUGUUGGGCACCUGACUUGCUGGAGCCAGCGUUUCCUUCAGGAGCAAGAGAGAAGCAAUGAAGCGGCAGCCACGGAAAUAGUGCCGAUACAGGGUACUUGUCCCUGUUGUGGGGGGAUGAUCAAAUGGGGAGAUAUGAUGAAGGAACUUACUCUAAGGACGAGAGGUCAGAAGGAAGUGGACAAACUGUUGAAGCCAAAGCGCAAACCGAGGAAGCCUGCUGAAGCAAAACCGGAAACCGAGGAACCCUAUCGUACAGUUGCAGACGACAGAAUAGUGAUGAUAUUUUGAUUAUAUCAUUUUGAUAUCAGCGCACGUUGGUCUGGGAGAGCUUUGUGGGGUCAAUCUCGAUUGUAGAGACUGUCAAGCUGGCCGACUGAGUGGCCGUA
This is a messenger RNA of Pyricularia grisea, 1202 nucleotides long. RefSeq lists its product as uncharacterized. Gene Ontology annotation, molecular function: 5'-flap endonuclease activity; crossover junction DNA endonuclease activity. Gene Ontology annotation, cellular component: Slx1-Slx4 complex. Lineage: Eukaryota; Fungi; Ascomycota; Sordariomycetes; Magnaporthales; Pyriculariaceae. The record is from RefSeq and is a predicted model, not a curated record. Gene Ontology annotation, biological process: double-strand break repair via homologous recombination. The transcript is spliced from 2 exons. Bases 1 to 1104 code for a protein of 367 amino acids.